Eutrema salsugineum is the source of this 1326-nucleotide messenger RNA. RefSeq lists its product as uncharacterized. The record is from RefSeq and is a predicted model, not a curated record. Lineage: Eukaryota; Viridiplantae; Streptophyta; Magnoliopsida; Brassicales; Brassicaceae. The coding region runs from base 1 to 1326 and encodes 441 amino acids. The transcript has 11 exons.
AUGAAUGUCAUUGUGAAGGUGCUUCACACUUGGAAGCAAUACCAGACUAAGAGUGGAGAGUCUCUCAAAAUCGUUCUCGCAGAUGAAAUGGGUACCAAAGUCCACACUACUGUCAAGAAAAACCUGUUGCAUUGUUUUGAGCGGUUGAUGGUUGUUGGUGAAUGGAAGUUCAUCGAGAAAUUUUCACUGAACCAGGCAUCAGAUGUUAUUGGACGAGUUGAAAGUGUACGUGAACUGGAAACAAUCCCUGUCAUGAACAAGGAUAUCAGCAAGCUUGAGUUCAACUUGUGGAAUGCAAAGUUGGAAAAUGUAAAAUCAUGUGUACUGUAUACGCGGUUGAUACAGAUUGAUCAUGGUUUUACUUGGUUUGCACUAAGUGUGGGAAAAAAGGUCUACAAAAUCCCAAAACGUGAAGACGAGAAAUUUUUUGAUAAAACUAAGAAGUUUUAUUCAUGUGAAACAUGUGAUGCCAAAGUUUCAUCUGUCAGUGCGAGAUACAAACUCCAUCUUUGUGUAAUGGAUAACACGAGCAAGAUCAAAUGUUUUCUUUUUGAUUCAAAUGCAAAGGAUAUUGUUAACCAAUCUGCUGAUAAAAUUUUAAAAAGGACAUACUAUGAGAUACAAGAUCCAGAUGUCGUUUCUGAUGCACUGCAAAACUUGGUUGGGAAGACUUUUCAGUUUUUAAUUUGUGUUGAGAAAGAAAAUCUCUACGGUGGUAGUAAUACAUACAAGGUCGGAAAUGUUUGGAAAGGCAAACAGGUUUUGACUAUCACCAUUGAUGAGGUGAAUGAAUCUGAAGAUGGGAGUGAUCAGAGUUUACUCAUGUCUGGCGACCAGGCAUCACUGAUGAACACACAUAGCCAAGAGUCUUCGGAUGAUGUUUCUGGCAAUAUCAAAACUCCUUUAUCAAAGCGUGAGCGAGAUGAUCCUAAAGAUUCAGUCGACUCAUCCUCAUCGUCUAUGAAGUCAUGUAAUAGUGGGAAUAGUGUGGAAACGACAUAUGUGAAUGAAGUGAUUGAUGAGGAUACACUGAAAAGUGAUGGUGUUUGGUGUGUUGAUAUCAAAUGUGUCGCAUUUGGUAACAAUGCUGUCAAGUUUGAAGAGCUCUGGCUAACAAAACCUAGAGACAAAGUAAUCAUAUGUGUAUUAAGAUUUUGGGAGGUUGGACCAUAUGGAGAUGACAUACAUAUUUUUCCCAAUGACAACUUUGAUCCUCCUAUUCCGGAAGUAGAGAAUUCACGUAUCAUGUUGGACUACACAAAUGAUUUUAAUAAUGUUGAAGAUGAGUAUCGUGGGUGGGUCAUGCCGUUCUAUGAGAAUGGUUGA